Molecule: messenger RNA, 450 nt
Organism: Aspergillus niger
Lineage: Eukaryota; Fungi; Ascomycota; Eurotiomycetes; Eurotiales; Aspergillaceae
Exons: 1
Coding region: 1-450 (149 amino acids)
Source: RefSeq, a predicted model, not a curated record
AUGAAGACCUUCUCUACCGUCACCUCUCUCCUCGCUCUCUUCUCCUCGGCUCUGGCCGCACCCGUUGACAGCGCUGAAGCCGCCGGCACCACCGUCUCUGUCUCAUACGACACUGCCUACGAUGUCUCUGGAGCUUCCUUGACCACCGUCUCCUGCUCGGACGGUGCCAACGGCCUGAUCAAUAAGGGCUACUCCAACUUCGGCUCCCUUCCGGGCUUCCCCAAGAUUGGAGGCGCCCCUACCAUUGCAGGCUGGAACUCUCCCAACUGCGGCAAGUGCUACGCCCUGACGUACAACGGCCAGACAGUCAACAUUCUGGCCAUUGAUUCCGCACCUGGUGGCUUCAACAUCGCUCUGGAGGCCAUGAACACCCUCACCAACAACCAGGCCCAGCAGCUGGGUCGUAUCGAAGCUACCUAUACUGAGGUGGAUGUCAGUCUUUGCGCAUAA